UUUCCUAGUGGCCAGGUUUUAUCUGCUCUUCCUAGAACCACUAGGCAAGUUCAAGUUCUGAAGAAUCUUACUGCAAUCUAUGAGAUUGUUCUCUGGCAGCCAGUUACAGCUGACUUUAUUGAGCGGAAAAAAGAAGUGCAUUUUUUUGUGAAUGAGUCUGAUGUCAGCAAUGUGAAAGACCACUUGAAUUCAAGCAGAAUUCCAUACAGCAUCUUGAUGGAAGAUGUAGAAGAUGUUAUACGACAGCAGACCUCCAACGACACGAUCAGUCCCCGGGCCUCCUCGUUAUACUAUGAACACUAUCACUCACUAAGUGAAAUCUAUUCUUGGAUAGAAAGCAUGACUGCACAGUACCCUGACAUGCUUACAAAAAUCCACAUUGGAUCCUCUUAUGAAAAACACCCACUGUAUGUUUUAAAGGUUUCUGGAAAAGAACAAAAAGCCAAAAAUGCCAUAUGGAUUGACUGUGGAAUCCAUGCCCGAGAAUGGAUCUCUCCUGCUUUCUGUCUGUGGCUCAUAGGCUAUGUAACUCAAUUCUAUGAAAAAGAAAGUCUGUACACCAAUAUCCUGAGGCAUGUGGACUUCUAUGUAAUGCCAGUAAUUAAUGUGGAUGGUUAUGACUACACAUGGAAAAAGAAUCGAAUGUGGAGAAAGAACCGGUCUUUCCACAAGAACAAUCCCUGCGUUGGAACAGAUUUGAACAGGAAUUUUGCUUCCAAACAUUGGUGUGAAAAAGGUGCAUCAAGUUUCUCAUGCUCUGAAACCUACUGUGGACUUUAUCCUGAAUCUGAGCCGGAAGUAAAGGCAGUGGCUGAUUUCUUGAGAACAAACAUCAACCACAUUAAAGCUUAUAUCAGCAUGCAUUCAUACUCGCAGCAGAUAUUGUUUCCCUAUUCCUACAGCAGCAGCAAAAGCAAAGACCAUGAGGAACUGUCUCUAGUGGCCAGUGAAGCAGUUCGUGCUAUUGAGACUAUUAAUAAAAAUAUCAAGUAUACACACGGCAGGGGUGCAGAGACUUUAUACUUAGCUCCUGGCGGUUCUGAUGACUGGAUCUAUGAUUUGGGCAUUAAAUACUCAUUUACAAUUGAACUUCGAGAUAAAGGCAGAUACGGGUUCUUGCUGCCAGAACGUUUCAUCAAACCUACUUGUAUAGAAGCUCUGGCAGCUGUCUCUAAAAUAGCAUGGCAUGUCAUCACGAAUGUUUAAUAUCCUGGAUGUUCCACUUUGCUCCCAUAUGAUUAAUUUCCUGAUUCCAAUAAGGCCAAGUCAUGGUACUAAUUUUUUUGCCUUUUUAAGUUUGAUCGGUUGUUUUGUUAAAAAAGGAUUUCUUAUUCCUUGGAUUUAUCAGAGAUCAAGACAUAUGCUAUUUUUUAAAUUAAGGGAAAUAAGGUAUCAUGUGUUAUUUUUGCUUUAAAAAAUUGUAAGAGGACAAGUACCGGCUUUCUCUGGAUUUGCGAUGUUUGAUUAACCAGCUGAAGCAAUUCUAAUACCUAGUUUCAUGAAGUUCCCAGCAUAAGGAAAGUGAACUGAAGUACAUUAAAUUUUUCGACUGCAAACUUUCGAUCCAUUUCUGUCAACAGAUUUUCAAACUGGGCCAAACCCCGAGCAAACCCCUGCUUGUCACUCAGUAAACCACGCUGAAUGGCUCCGGUUACCUCCCAAUAGCAAAUGCGACCCUUUAGGCAGUGGUUCACUGCAGGAAGGGGAAGCUCUUUCCCUUGAAAGUUACCUCUUCCCCCUACGCC
This is a messenger RNA of Dipodomys spectabilis (banner-tailed kangaroo rat), 1745 nucleotides long. It is a transcript of the gene Cpb2, whose product is annotated as carboxypeptidase B2. Gene Ontology annotation, molecular function: zinc ion binding; metallocarboxypeptidase activity. NCBI's taxonomy places the organism in Eukaryota, Metazoa, Chordata, Mammalia, Rodentia, Heteromyidae. The annotation marks the transcript as partial. Gene Ontology annotation, biological process: fibrinolysis; proteolysis. The record is from RefSeq and is a predicted model, not a curated record. The transcript has 10 exons.